Molecule: messenger RNA, 162 nt
Organism: Parastagonospora nodorum SN15
Lineage: Eukaryota; Fungi; Ascomycota; Dothideomycetes; Pleosporales; Phaeosphaeriaceae
Exons: 3
Coding region: 1-162 (53 amino acids)
Source: RefSeq, a predicted model, not a curated record
AUGAAGCACUUUCUUGCUCUUUUUUUUCUUGCUGGCCUCGCAGUAGCUGAGGCUCAGUUUUCAAGGCCGCCUAAGGACAGGCGUGACGCUGAGCCUCAAAUUGCUACAAAGCCACCUCAGGGAAGGAGUUGUGGCCUAAAAUCUUUCUUGAACAAAGGCUAA